AUGAAACAUAGCCCUCCGAAGUUUGAGAGGAAAUUUGAUCCUGAAGGUGCUCAGAGGUGGAUAAUGGAUAUAGAAAAGAUAUUUAAUGUGAUGGGAUAUCGCAAGGAGCAUAAGGUGGUUUUAUGUCACCUAUAUGUUGGGAGAAGAAGCAGAGGACUAGUGGAAGUUUGCCAGUCAAACUCUGUCAUAGGAAAAAGGAUAUAUCUAUUGGGAAGCUUUCAAGGUAUGUUUCUAGGGAACUACUUCCCUAGAAAUUUGAAUAAACAAAAGGUCCAGGAAUUUCUUGAGCUAAAACAAGGAAAUAUGUCUGUGGGAGAAUAUGUUGCCAAAUUCCCUGAACUCAUGAAGUACUUGCCACAUUUCCAGCACAAGGAUGAAGACGAAGAUAUAUGUGCCCGGUUUGAGAAUGGGCAGAGGCCAGAGAUACGAGCAGCAGUCAGUGUGAAUUCUGGCUUCCACAGAUCUAGUUUUUGGGACAUGUUGUCUCAAAGGACGUUACAGUGGGGGAGGGGGAAAUUCUUUAAGAUAGUGAAAGAGUCCAAAUUCCAGUAG
This is a messenger RNA of Abrus precatorius (Indian licorice), 552 nucleotides long. RefSeq lists its product as uncharacterized. The transcript has a single exon. The record is from RefSeq and is a predicted model, not a curated record. Bases 1 to 552 code for a protein of 183 amino acids. Lineage: Eukaryota; Viridiplantae; Streptophyta; Magnoliopsida; Fabales; Fabaceae.